This is a messenger RNA of Pleurotus ostreatus (oyster mushroom), 828 nucleotides long. RefSeq lists its product as uncharacterized. The transcript has 6 exons. NCBI's taxonomy places the organism in Eukaryota, Fungi, Basidiomycota, Agaricomycetes, Agaricales, Pleurotaceae. Gene Ontology annotation, molecular function: GTPase activity; nickel cation binding. The record is from RefSeq and is a predicted model, not a curated record. The coding region runs from base 1 to 828 and encodes 275 amino acids.
AUGAGUGUUCAAUUUAUCAAUAAUCUUACUUCAAACCCUUCCCAGCCUCCCGCAUCUCAUUCACACGACGCUGGUGGCCCCACACACUCUCAUGACGGUCCCGGUGAUCAUGGACAUACCCACGAGCAUCUAGAACAUCCAGGAAAGUAUGCUGAACGAGACCUUCCGGACUACACGGGGCGGAAUUUUGAAAGCGAGGGUUCACAGUUGGCAUUGGAGGUCGGUUCCGGCAAGACGGCACUGACCUUGGCUCUUUGUCAAAAGCUUCGCAGCGAAUAUAAUCUUGCUACAGUUACGAAUGACAUAUUCACUCGAGAAGAUCAAGAAUUUCUCAUUAAGAACAAGGCACUCCCGUCCGAACGUAUUCUCGCCAUAGAGACGGGAGGGUGUCCUCAUGCUGCCAUCCGUGAAGAUAUCAGCGCGAACAUGGGCGCACUUGAAACCUUACAGGCGAAAUACGGAUGUCAAUUGUUGUUCGUGGAAAGCGGCGGAGACAACCUAGCAGCCAACUACUCCAGAGAAUUGGCAGACUACAUCAUUUAUGUCAUUGAUGUUUCAGGCGGGGACAAGAUCCCACGUAAAGGUGGUCCAGGUAUUUCCCAGUCCGAUCUACUGGUUAUCAACAAGACGGACCUUGCUCCGUACGUGGGCGCCUCCCUGGAAGUAAUGGAUCGCGACUCCAAGCUCAUGAGAGGAGAUGGACCCACCAUCUUCUGUAGCGUAAGGCAGGGCACAGGCGUAGACGAUAUCGUGAGCCUUAUCCUGGGUGCGUGGAGAACGGCCGGUAGCCCUGGUCAGCCAGGCGCAGUGGGAGAAGCUGAUGCUUGA